Molecule: messenger RNA, 3424 nt
Organism: Hippocampus zosterae (dwarf seahorse)
Lineage: Eukaryota; Metazoa; Chordata; Actinopteri; Syngnathiformes; Syngnathidae
Gene: prg4b
Product: proteoglycan 4b
Exons: 12
Coding region: 200-3016 (938 amino acids)
Source: RefSeq, a predicted model, not a curated record
UAGUGUUUGUGUAAUGUAAAUAUAUUGUUUGUAGUACUGCAUAUGGUGAUCUGGCUAAUAUUUUUUCAUCACUAUUCCAACAGAGGAAACUGCUAAUGAAGCAGAAGAAGACCCGUUUUUGCCACUCAGUGGGGGAAACACUGAAGGUACGGACACCGAGACCAUUCCCAGCGAUUACCAAUCCAACACUCCAGAUCGGAUGGAAAGUGAUAUGCCAGAUAGUACUGGCAGUUAUGCGUCAUCUCCAGCUGAGCCGCUGAAAGCGAUCCCCACUCAAGCCACCUUGAUCAAAGACACUUUACAGGCGAGAGCAAAAGUAGUUCCAUCGGUGACAGGCCAUUCACAAGAUGAGGUCAAGUCAACCACCGUGGACAGGCCUGAUGGAGUCACUUACACUGAGAGUGAAGAAAGCAGAAGAAAUCCUCUCACCGUGUCAGACUCCAGAACAACAUUUCCACAAGCCACCAUGGGAGGACCACCACCAGAAACAUCACAUGGGUCAUCCAGACCUUCACAAGCAGAAUAUCCCUUUCAAGAGAUGUCCACACCUCGACUGCCAUCAGAUCACACACAAUGGUCAUCCAGAUCUUCAGAUUCACCAGAUCCUUCACGAGGGUCUUCCACAUCUUCAGGGCAACCAAAGGCUUCACAAGAGUCAUCCACACUUUCACGCCCACAAAAAAACUCACAAGAGUCUUCUACAUCUUCUGGACCACCACCAGAAACAUCACAUGGGUCAUCCAGACCUUCACAACAAGAAUAUCCCUUUCAAGAGAUGUCCACACCUCGACUGCCAUCAGAACACACACAAGGGUCAUCCAGAUCUUCAGAUUCACGAGAUCCUUCACGAGGGUCUUCCACAUCUUCAGCGCAACCAAAGGCUUCACAGGAGUCAUCCACACCUUCACGCCCACAAAAAAACUCACAAGAGUCUUCCACAUCUUCAGGACCACCACCAGAAACAUCGCAUGGGUCAUCCAGACCCUUACAACCAGAAUAUCCCUCUCAAGAGAUGUCCACACCUCGACUGUCAUCAGACCACACACAAGGGUCAGCCAGAUCUUCAGAUUCACCAGAUCCUUCACGAGGAACUUCCGCAUCUUCAGCACAACCAAAGGCUUCACAAGAGUCAUCCACACCUUCACGCCCACAAAAAACCUCACAAGAGUCUUCUACAUCUUCACGACCACCACCAGUAACAUCACUUGGGUCAUCUAGACCUUCACAACCAGAAUAUCCCUUUCAAGAGAUGUCCACACCUCGACUGCCAUCAGAACACACACAAGGGUCACCCAGAUCUUCAGAUUCACCAGAUCCUUCACGAGGGUCUUCCACAUCUUCAGGGCAACCAAAGGCUUCACAAGAGUCAUCCACACUUUCACACUCACAAAAAACCUCACAAGAGUCUUCUACAUCUUCAGGACCAACACCAGAAACAUCACAUGGGUCAUCCAGACCUUCACAACCAGAAUAUCCCUUUCAAGAGAUGUCCACACCUCGACUGCCAUCAGAACACACACAAGGGUCAUCCAGAUCUUCAGAUUCAACAGAUCCUUCACGAGGAUCGUCCACAUCUUCAGAAGAUAGCAGAAGAAAUCCUACCACCGUAUCAGACUCCAGAACAACAUUUCCACAAGCCACCAUGGGAGUUGACACCAGACCUUCACAACCAGAAUAUCCCUUUCAAGAGAUGUCCACACCUCUACUGCCAUCAGAACACACCCAAGGCUCAUCCAGAUCUUCAGAUUCACCAGAUCCUUCACAAUGGUCUUCCACUUAUUCAGCGCUACCAAGUGCUUCACAAGAGUCAUUCACAAAUUCAGCACCCCAAAAACCAACACAAGAUUCCGCCACAAAUGCAGAAAGCUCCGAGGCGCCUCACUUACCCGAUUCAACGAGGUCUUUCCCACCAUCAGUCCCAACCACUUCAGUGGUUACAACAUCCCGACCUUUCGCUCUACCAGACCAGACCAGUCAGAAUUACUCUCCUGGUGUUUCUCCGGUUGCAUCAGACCUUGACGUUACAAUGACCGUUAAUCCUUCACCCACAGAUGCGUUGCACAGUAAUUUUAAAGACAAGGUUACCCCAACAGAACCUUCCAUCGCCCCAGUAACAGAAACCCCAAAACCCACCCGUGCUAAAGCACCUGAAUCCACCCCAAAACCUAAACCAAACACUUCCAGUCCAUCAAUGACUGCAGCGCCUGAGGAUAAACCUUCUCUCAAACCGGCGAUUAAGCCAGUGGAUGCGGUGCUGAAUGUGGAUAGUUCCAGACACUACCAACCAGAUGACAACAAUGACACAAACUUGUGCAGUGGGCGUCCUCCCAGUGGAGUCACCACAUUGAGGAACGGCACAAUAGCAGUCUUCAGAGGUCACCUCUUCUGGUUUUUGGAUAGAAACAGGGUGCCAGGUCCGGCCCAUGACAUCACACAAAUGUGGGGGGUCCCGUCACCCAUCGACACUGUGUUCACCCGUUGCAAUUGCCAGGGGAAAACAUACAUCUUCAAAGGAAACCAGUACUGGAGAUUUGAGAACAAUAAUUUGGACCCAGGCUAUCCAAAGUUUGUUGAGUCGGGCUUUGAUGGUCUUCGAGGUCACAUCACAGCUGCCCUGUCUGUGCCUCAGUACCUCAGGAGGAGAGAAUCUGUCUAUUUCUUCAAGAGAGGUGGAUUGGUGCAGAAAUAUUCAUAUCAGUUUGGCACCAGCCCAUCAUGUAGCAAGAAAGCCCAUUUUGCUAUUUACACUGUCCGUAACCGAGUGGGGCGACAAGCAGUGUCACUGCUGGGACCCGCAAUCAACAUCCGGACGAGCUGGCGAGGAUUCCCCACCAUCAUCACUUCAGCUGUUUCUGUCCCCAGUUACAGGGAACCAGAGGGCUACAGAUACUAUGUCUUCUCUAGAUCUAAAUCCUACAAUAUCAGGUUGGACGGUGAGCGGCCCGUUGUCACUUCCCCGAUAGAAAACCCAUCAGCUCAGAACAACAACUUCAUCAAUUGCCCCAAAACACUCUGAUGACCACAGACUGCUUCAUGAAGCCUUCGUGUUGGACUUGUUAAACACUUUUAAUUACAUUUUUCAGAAAGCACAUAACCACCAUAGACUCAUCAAAAUUAUAAAAGCGAAAAGCUUUCGAACAGGUGAUCAAGAUCAAGAAGAGUGACUUGUUGAGACUGUCACGAUGUCCGUGUAGGGAGCUUCAUCUGGCGAUGCGUCUGCCGUGAACUCCUCGGGAGGGAAAUGCUUGACCUAAUGGAAUACACAAUGCAGGUUUCAAAAUUAUAUCCAGCGGCUGAAUAAACUGCAUAUCUGAAAUCUAUGAAUGAAAGCACACAAUUUUAAAAGCAUGCAAAAAAUAUUCACGUUAUGAUCUAUACACUAUGUAACUAUAUUUAAAAUGCAAUAAAGAUUGUCUGGUUGGAA